GGCAGCGCAGUAGUCUAUGAGCGUGUCGAAGGGGCGGGAGCAGGUCCAGCCGAUAGCCAAUCAAACGGUGCGAUGCGGCGAGGAGGGCGCGGGUUGGCGUUUCCACGGGGAAGGCAGCGCGGCGGGGUCCGGCUGUGGCGGUAGUAUGAGCCUGUCGGUGAGGUACGUGUGGGACUCGAGUGCAGGAGCGGCUGGGGUCGGGCUGCGGGGCUGCAGUGGUGGGGCGGAAGCGCUCCUGCGGGGCUUCGCCACCGCCGUGUUUGUGUCAGCGUUAAUCUGCAUUCAGAGCUGUAAGUGGAUUCCUCUCGGCUAUCCGCGUCCCAGCUACUUGUCCGGCGCGGUCGUAUGGGGCCUUCCCGGAGCAACGGCCGUCCCGGGCACGGUGAGGAGUGAGCUUUCAGUAGACAAAGCUAAAAAGAAGAAGAGAAGAGAACUGACUGAGGAACAGAAACAAGAAAUUAAAGAUGCCUUUGAGUUGUUUGAUACAGACAAAGAUAGAGCAAUAAAUUACCAUGAAUUGAAGGUGGCAAUGAGAGCCUUGGGUUUUGAUGUCAAAAAAGCUGAUGUACUGAAAAUACUUAAAGAUUAUGAUCGAGAAGCAACAGGCAAGAUCACCUUUGAAGAUUUUAAUGAAGUUGUGACAGACUGGAUACUGGACAGAGAUCCACAAGAAGAAAUACUCAAGGCGUUCAAAUUGUUUGACGAUGAUGACUCUGGUAAAAUAAGCCUGAGAAACCUGCGUCGGGUUGCUAGAGAACUGGGUGAAAAUAUGUCUGAUGAAGAACUGCGGGCUAUGAUUGAAGAAUUUGAUAAGGACGGAGAUGGAGAAAUCAAUCAAGAGGAGUUCAUUGCUAUUAUGACUGGAGAUAUUUAAUAUCAGAAGAGAAGAAAUGAAUUUAUCACAAAAGGGAAACAUCUUUGGCAUCUGCCAUUAAAGUAUUUUGUAGUUUAUUUCUGUUGAUGGAGUCAAGUAGAAAAUUAUUUUCCUCAGAGGGCCAAAAUAAACACAAGUCUUAUGUACUGCUGCUUUGAAACUGUGUCAUUAAAUCUUAUCACUAGAAUAAGUGAUCAUGUUAGUACAAGUAAUACUACAUUUCAGAGUAUUUUAGUGCUCAUUUGUAAAAUAGCUUUGUAUAAUAUUUCUAAAUUAAAUCCUAUUAUAAGAACCUUUUGAAGUUGGCUUUAUGUUAGCACUAACUGCGGCCUUAGUUUUGAUACGUAAAGUUUGACAAGCUUCCAUUUUAAUAAAAUGUUCUUUACUAUUGCUACUGAAAA
Messenger RNA from Gallus gallus (chicken), 1275 nucleotides. It is a transcript of the gene CETN3, whose product is annotated as centrin 3. Bases 17 to 874 code for a protein of 285 amino acids. Gene Ontology annotation, molecular function: calcium ion binding. Gene Ontology annotation, cellular component: myosin II complex. The record is from RefSeq and is a predicted model, not a curated record. Lineage: Eukaryota; Metazoa; Chordata; Aves; Galliformes; Phasianidae. The transcript has 5 exons.